Molecule: messenger RNA, 933 nt
Organism: Cicer arietinum (chickpea)
Lineage: Eukaryota; Viridiplantae; Streptophyta; Magnoliopsida; Fabales; Fabaceae
Product: protein STRICTOSIDINE SYNTHASE-LIKE 2-like
Cellular component (GO): endomembrane system
Molecular function (GO): hydrolase activity
Source: RefSeq, a predicted model, not a curated record
AGAUAAUGUUGAUGAGUGUGGAGGACCACAUAAGGAGCAUCCAAAGAAAGAGCACAUAUGCGGGCGCCCACUUGGGCUUUGCUUCAACGUAGCAUCAGGUGAACUUUAUGUUGCUGAUGCAUACAUGGGCCUAGUUGCAAUUAAGCCCAAUGGGGGCACCGCUAGAAAAGUCAUAUCCCAUGAAGUAGAAGGGGAACCCUUGCCUUUUACAAAUAGUUUGGAUAUUGAUCAACUAACUGGAACAGUGUACUUUACCAGUAGCAGUUCUAAAUACCAGAGAAGGAAUUAUGUGUCUGUGAUUGUAAGCGGUGAAAAAUCAGGGAGGUUAAUAAAAUACGAACCAGAAAGUGGACAAAUUAGUGUUCUUCUAAAGAAUCUCACAUUUGCAAAUGGGGUAGCACUUAGCAAAGAUGGUGAAUAUAUUCUAAUAGUAGAGACAACAAACUGCAGGGUAUUGAGGUAUUGGUUAGAAACAUCAAAAGCAGGAACAUUGGAAGUCUUUGCUAAUCUACCAGGUUUCCCAGACAACAUAAAACGGAGUCCAAGAGGGGGAUUUUGGGUUGGAAUUUAUUCAAGAAGACAAAAAUUUAUCCAAUGGAUUUUAUCAUAUCCUUGGAUAGGAAAAGGGUUGGUUAUGCUUCCUUUGGACAUAACAAACAUUUAUUCAUAUUUGGCUAAGCUGAAAGGAAGUUAUGGAUUGGCAAUAAGGCUAAGUGAGGAGGGUGAUGUGUUGGAAAUUUUUGAACAUAAAAGUGGAAAUAGAAGUUCUAUUAGUGAAGUGGAGGAAAGAGAUGGUGUAUUAUGGGUUGGAUCAGUUGAUGCACCUUUUGCUGCUAAGUAUAAAACUCUUGUGUCACAAGGAUAAACUAAGAAAUAUUUUCCAAUAAGUCACUAUAAUUUAGUUUAUGAAAUUUCUAGUGCGUGACCGUGUCA